AUGGCCGGGAACCCGCGCCGUGCCGCCAGCCGGCGACUGCAGCUUUCCCUGCUGUGCCUCCUCUUCCAGGGUGCCACUGCCAUCCUCUUCGCGUUCUUUGUUCGCUAUGACCACGAGACCGACGCUGCCCUCUGGCACUGGAGCAAUCACAGCGAUGCGGACAAUACAUUUUACUUUCGUUAUCCGAGCUUCCAGGACGUGCACACCAUGGUCUUCGUGGGCUUCGGCUUCCUCAUGGUCUUCCUGCAACGCUAUGGCUUCAGCAGCGUGGGCUUCACCUUCCUCCUGGCCGCCUUUGCCCUGCAGUGGGCCACGCUGGUGCAGGGCUUCCUCCACUCCUUCCAUGGAGGCCACAUCCACGUGAGCGUGGAGAGCAUGAUCAACGCUGACUUCUGUGCUGGGGCAGUGCUGAUCUCCUUCGGGGCAGUGCUGGGCAAGACUGGACCAGCUCAGCUGCUGAUCAUGGCCCUGCUGGAGGUGGUGCUGUUUGGUGUCAACGAAUUCGUGCUUCUUAGUCUCCUGGGGGUGAGGGAUGCAGGUGGUUCCAUGACCAUCCACACUUUUGGUGCCUACUUUGGCCUGGUCCUCUCCCGGGUCCUCUACAGGCCACAGCUAGAGAAGAGCAAGCAUCGCCAGGGCUCUGUCUACCACUCGGACCUCUUUGCCAUGAUUGGAACCAUCUUCCUAUGGAUCUUCUGGCCCAGCUUCAACUCUGCCCCCACUGCGCUGGGGGAUGGCCAGCAUCGGACAGCCCUCAACACGUACUACUCGCUGACUGCAAGCACCCUCAGCACUUUCGCCCUGUCUGCCCUUGUCGGGGGUGAUGGGCGGUUGGACAUGGUGCAUGUCCAGAAUGCAGUGCUGGCUGGAGGGGUCAUAGUGGGGACCUCCAGUGAAAUGAUGCUCACACCCUUUGGGGCACUGGCUGCUGGCUUCCUGGCAGGAGCUGUGUCCACGCUGGGCUACAAGUUCCUCACGCCCAUCCUGGAGUCAAAGUUCAAAGUGCAGGACACAUGUGGUGUUCACAACCUCCAUGGGAUGCCGGGAGUCCUGGGAGCCCUCCUGGGGGUGCUUGUAACUUGGCUGGCCACCCACGAAACUUAUGGAGAUGGCUUGGAGACUGUGUUCCCUCUUAUCGCCGAGGGCCAGCGCAGUGCCACCUCGCAGGCCGUGUACCAGCUCUUCGGACUGUUUGUUACCCUGAUGUUUGCCUCUGUGGGCGCGGUGUUUGCAGGGCUCCUGCUGCGGCUACCCUUCCUGGGCUCCCCACCAGACUCCCGGUGUUAUGACGACCAGGUUUACUGGGAGGUGCCAGGAGAACAUGAAGACGAAGCCCAGGGACCGCUGAGGACAGAGGAGCCAGAUACUCGGGCCUGACUGGCAUUCAGCCCAAGACCAAGCUCCACUUUAAAAGCUGUUGACCAUCUCCUAAGAAGACGUUCUUCUCUUAUCCCUGCAGCUGCCCAGCAGAAGCUGCAU
Sorex araneus (European shrew) is the source of this 1479-nucleotide messenger RNA. It is a transcript of the gene RHBG, whose product is annotated as Rh family B glycoprotein. The record is from RefSeq and is a predicted model, not a curated record. The coding region runs from base 1 to 1377 and encodes 458 amino acids. Lineage: Eukaryota; Metazoa; Chordata; Mammalia; Eulipotyphla; Soricidae. The transcript is spliced from 10 exons. Gene Ontology annotation, molecular function: ammonium channel activity. Gene Ontology annotation, cellular component: plasma membrane. Gene Ontology annotation, biological process: ammonium transmembrane transport; ammonium homeostasis.